UUUGUCCACUUUGGAUUCUCUUCUUCAUUCACACCUCUUCCAAUUCCCUCUUCUUCUGCCCCUUAGUCCUCACUCUUCUCUGUCUUUUUCCUUCUUUCUUGCAUCUGUCACUGACCCUCUUUGUAACUUCACAAAUUUCUAGUGAUUCUUUGAUAUUUUGGUCUAAAAAUCUGACCUUUAUGCAAUUUGAUCUUUCUUGGUUAAUGGGUCUUGCUAAAAUCUUGCAAUAAAGUCAAUAAUUGCUACUGUGUCAGUUUUCAACUUUCUUGCAUUUCACUGUUUCUAAGGCCAAAAUUUAAGCUUACCCUCUUUGUAACUUCACAAAAAUUUCGUGACAUAUUGAUAUUUUGGCCUAAAAAUCUCAGCUUUAUGCAAUUUGAUGUUCAUUCUCUAAUGGGUUUUGCUUAAAUCUAGCAAUAAAGUCAAUUCUUGCAAACUUUCUUGUUAACUUCAUCCUGUUUUUCUCCCUUUAAUCCUCACUAUACUGUGUCAGUUUUUCUACUUUCUUGCAUUUCACUGUUUACCCUCUUUGUAACUUUCACAAAAUUCUCAAGACUGAUUGUAUUUUGGUGUGAAAAAACUCACCUUUGUACAAUUUGAUCUUCACUAGCUAAUGGGUUUUGCUAGAAUCUAGCAAUGAGAUCAAAUCUUGCAAGUUUUCCCAGUACCAUUCUUGUAUGGUUGAUCAUAUUAUCCUGUUUUUGCAAGUCAACAUUUGCCAACACUGAGUUUGACUUUGGAACAUUAACACUUAGUAGCCUAAAGCUUCUUGGUGAUGCACAUUUGGGUAACAACACUGUGAUGUUAACACGUGACUUAGCAGUACCAAAUUCUGGUGCUGGAAAAGUCUUAUAUUCAAAACCAAUAAGAUUCAGGCAACCAGGGAUUGAUUUUCCAGCAAGUUUCUCAACAUUUUUCUCAUUUUCAGUGAGUAAUUUGAAUCCAUCAUCUAUUGGUGGUGGUCUUGCAUUUGUACUAACACCAGGUGAUGAAUUAGUCGGUGAUGCUGGUGGAUAUAUGGGAAUCUUGGAUGCUAAAGGGACACAAAUUGGUACAAUUGCUGUUGAAUUUGAUACACUUAUGGAUGUUGAGUUUAAAGAUAUUAAUGGAAAUCACGUUGGUUUGGAUUUGAAUUCAAUGGUUUCAACUCAAGUUGGUGAUUUGGAAUCUAUUGGUGUUGAUUUAAAGAGUGGUGAUUUGGUUAAUUCUUGGAUUGAAUAUUCUGGUUCUAAUGGAGAGAUGAAUAUAUUUGUGUCUUAUUCUAAUCUUAAGCCAAAAGAACCAUUUUUAUCAGUUAGUAUUAAUAUUGCUGAGUAUGUUAAUGAUUUCAUGUUUGUUGGUUUUUCUGGUUCAACUCAAGGGAGUACUGAGAUUCAUAAUAUUGAAUGGUGGAGUUUCAGUUCAUCAUUUGAUGUUAGUCCUAAGUCGUUGGCAGCAGUGCCACCGCCGCCAACGGCUAGUUUGAUGAACCCAACGGCGAGUUCUGCCAAGUCGCCGCCACCUUCGUUGGGUCCAUCAGAGUCUAAUAGUAGUACUAAUGUAUUCCAAGAUAAGAGCAGUGGGAAAUGUCAUAACAAUUUUUGCAAACAAGGUCCUGGUGCUGUUGUUGGUGUGGUAACUGCUGGUGCAUUUUUUCUUGCAUUUGCUACAUUGGUGCUUAUUUGGUUAUACUCGAAAAAGUUCAAGAGAGUGAAAAAUUCUGAAGUUUUGGCAUCUGAUGUUAUCAAAAUGCCUAAGGAGUUUAGCUACAAAGAGCUUAAAUUGGCUACAAAAGGUUUCAAUUCGACGAGAAUUAUAGGCCAUGGUGCAUUUGGGACUGUUUACAAGGGCAUUUUAUCGGAUACCGGUGGCAUUAUAGCAGUCAAGAGGUGUAGUCAUAAUGGACAAGGGAAAGCAGAGUUCUUAUCUGAGUUAUCUAUAAUUGGAACACUUAGGCAUAGAAAUCUUGUUAGGCUUCAAGGAUGGUGCCAUGAGAAAGGUGAAAUUUUGUUGGUGUAUGAUUUGAUGCCUAAUGGGAGUCUUGAUAAGGCGUUAUUCGAAUCAAGAAUGGUUCUUCCAUGGUCACAUAGGCGAAAAAUCUUGCAAGGUGUUGCUUCUGCUUUAGCAUAUUUGCAUCAAGAAUGCGAAAAUCAAGUAAUCCAUAGGGACAUUAAGUCAAGUAACAUUAUGUUGGAUGAAGGGUUCAAUGCAAGAUUAGGAGAUUUUGGAUUAGCAAGGCAAGUUGAGCAUGACAAGUCGCCUGACGCAACGGUAGCAGCCGGGACAAUGGGCUACUUGGCUCCUGAGUACUUGUUAACGGGUAGAGCAACAGAAAAAACCGAUGUGUUCAGCUACGGAGCGGUGGUUCUUGAAGUGGCAAGUGGAAGGAGGCCAAUUGAGAGGGAAACAACUAGAAUUGAGAAAGUUGGAGUGAAUAACAACUUGGUUGAAUGGGUUUGGGGGUUGCAUAGAGAAGGGAAUUUGCUAAAUGCAGCUGAUUCAAGACUUUGUGGUGAGUUUAGUGAACAAGAAAUGAGAAGGGUUCUAAUGGUUGGUUUAACUUGUUCACAUCCUGACCCUAUGGCUAGACCAACAAUGAGAACUGUUGUCCAAAUGUUGGAAGGUGAAGCUGAAAUCCCUAUUGUACCAAGGACUAGACCUUCUAUGAGUUUUAGCACAUCACAUCUUUUAAUGACUUUGCAAGAUAGUGUUUCUGACUUGAAUGGUUUGAUCACACUUUCACCUUCAUCAUCUGAAAAUAGCUUCACUGGUGGUGGCAAUGGCAUUGACUUGGUCUAGUUCAAGUCAAGAAAAGAGCAUCAACUUUUAGUUAUCUUUUUUGUUUUGUUCAUAAAUUCAUUAAUUUAAUUAUUGAUAUAUAUGAAAUGUAUUUUCUUCCCUUUUGCUUU
Messenger RNA from Lycium barbarum (goji berry), 2888 nucleotides. Its product is annotated as L-type lectin-domain containing receptor kinase VIII.1-like. NCBI's taxonomy places the organism in Eukaryota, Viridiplantae, Streptophyta, Magnoliopsida, Solanales, Solanaceae. Gene Ontology annotation, biological process: protein phosphorylation. The record is from RefSeq and is a predicted model, not a curated record. Gene Ontology annotation, molecular function: protein kinase activity; ATP binding; carbohydrate binding. Bases 637 to 2778 code for a protein of 713 amino acids. The transcript has a single exon. Gene Ontology annotation, cellular component: plasma membrane.